Molecule: messenger RNA, 1460 nt
Organism: Pteronotus mesoamericanus
Lineage: Eukaryota; Metazoa; Chordata; Mammalia; Chiroptera; Mormoopidae
Gene: RPL3
Product: ribosomal protein L3
Exons: 11
Biological process (GO): translation
Cellular component (GO): ribosome; cytosolic large ribosomal subunit
Molecular function (GO): RNA binding; structural constituent of ribosome
Source: RefSeq, a predicted model, not a curated record
AUGCUGACCUGCUCUGCGAACGAAAGCUGGGCGAGAACGAGCGUGCGUGGAAAUGGCAACCGGUAGCCGUCCCCCGACCCGACGUCCGUCGCGGGUGCGCGCUCGCACGCCGGAAGGGGCGGAGCCAGGCUGGACUUUAUAUAUUGUGCGCCGAGCGCUGACCGACCUCUACCGGCGGCGUUUGGCGGCAGAAUGUCUCAUAGGAAGUUCUCCGCUCCCAGGCACGGUUCCCUGGGCUUCUUGCCUCGGAAGCGCAGCAGCCGGCACCGCGGGAAGGUGAAGAGCUUCCCUAAGGAUGACCCCUCCAAGCCUGUCCACCUCACAGCCUUCCUGGGCUACAAGGCUGGCAUGACCCACAUUGUGCGGGAGGUCGACAGGCCAGGAUCCAAGGUGAACAAGAAAGAAGUAGUGGAGGCUGUGACCAUUGUGGAGACACCGCCCAUGGUGAUCGUGGGCAUUGUGGGCUACGUGGAGACCCCUCGAGGCCUCCGCACCUUCAAAACCAUCUUUGCUGAGCAUAUCAGUGACGAAUGCAAGAGGCGCUUCUAUAAGAACUGGCACAAAUCUAAGAAGAAGGCCUUCACCAAGUACUGCAAGAAGUGGCAGGAUGACGACGGCAAGAAGCAGCUGGAGAAGGACUUCAGCAGCAUGAAGAAGUACUGCCAGGUCAUCCGCGUCAUCGCCCACACCCAGAUGCGCCUGCUUCCUCUGCGCCAGAAGAAGGCCCACCUCAUGGAGAUCCAGGUGAAUGGAGGCACGGUGGCCGAAAAGCUGGACUGGGCCCGUGAGAGGCUGGAGCAGCAGGUCCCUGUGAACCAGGUGUUUGGACAGGAUGAGAUGAUCGAUGUCAUUGGGGUGACCAAGGGCAAAGGCUACAAAGGGGUCACCAGCCGCUGGCACACCAAGAAGCUGCCCCGCAAGACCCACCGAGGGCUGCGCAAGGUUGCCUGUAUUGGGGCGUGGCAUCCUGCUCGGGUGGCCUUCUCUGUGGCCAGGGCUGGGCAGAAAGGCUACCAUCACCGCACUGAGAUCAACAAGAAGAUCUACAAGAUUGGCCAGGGCUACCUCAUCAAGGACGGCAAGCUGAUCAAGAACAACGCCUCCACUGAUUACGACCUGUCUGACAAGAGCAUCAACCCUCUGGGUGGCUUUGUCCACUACGGUGAAGUGACCAAUGACUUUGUCAUGCUGAAAGGCUGUGUAGUGGGAACCAAGAAGCGAGUGCUCACCCUCCGCAAGUCCUUGCUGGUGCAGACCAAACGGCGGGCCCUGGAGAAGAUUGACCUUAAGUUUAUCGACACCACCUCCAAGUUUGGCCACGGCCGCUUCCAGACGAUGGAAGAGAAGAAAGCCUUCAUGGGACCACUUAAGAAAGACCGGAUCGCAAAGGAAGAAGGAGCCUAACGUCAGGAGCAGAUCGUGCAGCUGGUGGGAUCUCAAUAAAAAUAGUUUUCCAGUGA